Talaromyces stipitatus ATCC 10500 is the source of this 1008-nucleotide messenger RNA. RefSeq names its product aldo/keto reductase, putative. The transcript is spliced from 2 exons. The record is from RefSeq and is a predicted model, not a curated record. Bases 1 to 1008 code for a protein of 335 amino acids. NCBI's taxonomy places the organism in Eukaryota, Fungi, Ascomycota, Eurotiomycetes, Eurotiales, Trichocomaceae. Gene Ontology annotation, cellular component: cytoplasm.
AUGAGCCCAACAACGAGGUACUCUCUUGCCGGGAAACCCAUUGGCCUUGAUGGCUUCGGUCUGAUGCGUCUCACGUGGCACGUCACACCACUCCCCGACUCCGAGACCUUCCCUAUCCUCAAAGCCACCAUUUCAACUGGCAUGACCGUCUGGAACGGCGCCGACUUUUACGGCACACCGGAAAAUAACUCGCUGCACCUUAUCAAGCGCUAUUUGACUGUUCACCCUCAAGAUGCGGACAGAUUCGUGCUAUGCAUCAAGAGUGGUGUUGCCGACAUGUCAACCUUCAAACUGGAUUGUUCUCCAGAAAGACUGCGCCAAUCGGUGAAUCAAUCAUUAAACAUUCUAAAAGGAACAUUGAGCAAGAUUGAUGUCUUUGGACUUGCACGUGUCGACCCUAAUGUUCCUGUGGAGGAAAGUGUGAAAGCUCUUGCCGAAUUGCGCGAACAAGGAAAAAUUGGUGGUAUACAGCUUACCGAAGUGAGAGCAGAGACCAUCCGACGUGCAGCGAGCAUUACCAAGAUUGAUAUGGUCGAAGCUGAGAUAAGUCUUUGGUCUACUGAAGUCUUCAGUAAUGGAGUAGCAGAGGCAUGUGCGGAACACGGUGUCGUGCUAGUUGCACAUACUCCUCUUGGAGGUGGUAUUCUGACUGGCAAAUUCGAAUCCUAUGACGAUCUUCCCGCCAUACUGAAACACCGACCACGAUUCGCACCCGAGAACUUCGACAAUAACCUCAAACUUAUCAAGAAGAUCAAGGAGCUUGCAAGCUCAAAGGGAUGCACUCCUGCACAACUAGCACUAUCGUGGGUCAAGAAGAAGGGUACAGAGCCCGGUAUGCCCGUUAUUGUGCCUGUUGUCGGUGCAAGAACUCGGGAGACUUUAUUGGAAAAUGCGAGAAAUGUGGAUUUGACUGAAGCCGAUAUGAAGCAGAUUGGUGAUAUAUUGCGCGCGUUUCCAGUCAAGGGUGACAGAUGGCCAGCUGGGCCAGCAAAGCUUAACGAGUAUUGA